AAUUUGUUUAUUCCAUACCCAGUCUUCGUAAGGUGCGUUUGCGCCGUUUAAAUUACUAAAAUAAACACGAAAAUACGUGAAAGUGUUCUAAAAAUAAAUUUCAAAAAAUGGACGACGAAAAUGAUCAGAAGAUAGAAGAAAAGGAAGAGAGAACUCUUAAUAACAAUACGGUAACGAAGGACAAGAAUACAGACACCGUUCAACAAGACCUAGAUUUAAAUUCAGAUAAAUACAAAACAAAGCCUGAGGGGAUAGCUCACACAAACAUAUUUUUGCUAGUUUGCAUAGCAGGCAUAUCGUUAGGAAUACUUCUACAACUAAUAAAUGCUGUUAAACGAAGUGAGAGUGUUGACAAAGAUUAUUAUCUCGAAAAACCAUUGAAGUACUGGGUGUAUAAGAAUUCUACAAAGGCCAACGACUUGAAUGGCUUUCUCAAACAUGUACAUUUAGUUCUAAACAGAGUAGGAUACGAGAAAAGUACAAACGAAACGCCAUGGAACUUACUAUGGGCAUUCGAGACCCCUUUUAAUGAACUCAACCUUCGAAAUUUAAGCUCUAACCAAAAAUUAAACCAUUUCCCCGGUACGGGGUUUAUCACUUCAAAAGUAGACCUAGCGACUUCCGAUUCAAAGUACAUACCAAAGGCUUUUAGACUUCCAAAAAAUAAAAAUGAGUUCUUAAAGUACGCAGAGCAGAAUAAAGAUGCGAUGUUUGUGCAAAAGUAUAACACACACAGACACGUCUAUUUGAAGAACGUGAGUGAAAUAGAUAUGACUAGCGGGAAAAGUUUCGUUCAAGAGUAUGUGCGAAAUCCGUUCUUAGUGGAUGGACAUAGGUUCGAUAUUGGCGUGUACGUGGUGCUGAAAUCAGUGAACCCCCUGAGGGUAUAUUGGUACAAAGGCGAUGUUUUGUUCAGAUACUGCUCUGUCAAAUACCAUCCCUUCGAUCCAGCUAAUUUGGAGAAGUAUGUGGUGGGAGAUGACUAUCUGCCUACUUGGGAAGUUCCCUCGUUGGCGCAUACCUACACUGCGCUGGGCAACACUAUGAAAGAAGCCUUCGAUAUCUAUGUUAGGUCUAUGGGCAAGGAUCCGACAGUAAUGUGGGAGGAAGUGCAGAACGCUAUCUCAGAAAUAUUCUUUAUGAAAGAACAUCAUAUCAUUGAAGCGUUGAAGGGGUUUGCAUCUUCAGAGAACCUCUUUCAAAUGAUGCGGUUUGACUUCUUAGUGGACGAGAACUUGAAGGUUCACUUGUUGGAGGCCAAUAUGAGCCCUAACUUAAGUUCUCAUCACUACCCGCCGAACCAGUUGCUGUAUGAACAAGUACUCUAUAACCUGUUUUCUUUGACUGGUGUCACACAAGAGAAUGUUAAGAUGGAAGGUGAUACAAAAGGCGCUCAAAGUAUGAUAUCUGCACAGAAGAAUAUAGGAGUAUUUGGCGAAGAGUGUAGGACGAUAUGCAACGACAACUGCAGUGCUUUGGAACUGUGCUCUCUAUGCAAGCCGUGCCUCGAUGCUAAGCUGAAGAAGAGUUUGCUGGACGCCUACAGUGAAUUCUUACAUAGAGGCGACUUUAGAAGACUGGUUCCACCGCCUAUGGUCCCUAAUAACGACAUAGAAUCAUUAUUGGAAAAAUACAAACAUUUGUCCACAAACAACAGACUUCUACAUUUAUGGUAUCAAGGAAAAUGUAAUCAAGACAUAACAUGGUGUUAUUAAAUAAAAAAUAUAAUUAUUAAAAUGCAGCUAAUUUAUUAAAAAUUACACAUAAACAACCA
This is a messenger RNA of Helicoverpa zea (corn earworm), 1774 nucleotides long. It is a transcript of the gene TTLL15, whose product is annotated as probable tubulin polyglutamylase ttll-15. The transcript is spliced from 7 exons. Bases 108 to 1715 code for a protein of 535 amino acids. Gene Ontology annotation, biological process: protein modification process. Lineage: Eukaryota; Metazoa; Arthropoda; Insecta; Lepidoptera; Noctuidae. The record is from RefSeq and is a predicted model, not a curated record.